Bombyx mori (domestic silkworm) is the source of this 6738-nucleotide messenger RNA. RefSeq names its product serine-threonine kinase-like protein (gene hpo). Gene Ontology annotation, biological process: intracellular signal transduction; regulation of MAPK cascade; protein tetramerization. Gene Ontology annotation, molecular function: ATP binding; protein serine/threonine kinase activity. Bases 480 to 2063 code for a protein of 527 amino acids. The record is from RefSeq and is a predicted model, not a curated record. Lineage: Eukaryota; Metazoa; Arthropoda; Insecta; Lepidoptera; Bombycidae. The transcript has 11 exons. Gene Ontology annotation, cellular component: cytoplasm.
GGUUUGUGACGUCGACGAGGGCGGACACGCUGUCUCCCAUAUAAAAUGAGCUAAUAAUAAUCUUUACAAAAGAUACACAUGUUUAUUUUCGGCGUAAAGUUUUGUUGUUCUCAUCAAGAUUGUCUCGCAGUUUGGUUGUUAUGUAAACUGUUGAAAAACCCAAAAACUUUAAUGGUUCGAUGCGUUUUCUAGACGAUAUUUUCAUCGAUACAAAAUGCUUAUCUAAUGCACACAUGUGUGUCGAAUGCCACAUGGACCGUAAACCCCAUGUCAAACGAUAGGCAUGUCGUAUGUUUACACGACAAAUAAACUAUCGCAUGCAUUUGUGAAGAGACGUUCACGAGUUACGGUGCACCAGUGAUCUUGAAGAUUGUGUAAAGAGCUGAAUCUUUGACGCCUUCACCGAUAUAAUUUUGCUGGCGACAAUCUCCGUAUUUUGAAAAUCGCUAUGUAUGGGAUAGUGUGAUUUCCGCACCCUCAUGGACAGUGAGGGUCGUCUAAUAUUCUGGAAGAGUGGAGUGUGGGAGGGCGGAGCUCCAACCCUAAACUGCAACACCUGCAAGAAACGUCGCGCGGACAGGAUGAGCGCCAACGAGCGACCUCAAGGUGAAUUAAAGAAGUUAUCAGAGGAGAGUUUGACGCGGCAACCAGAGGAGGUAUUUGAUAUAAUAUGCAAACUAGGCGAAGGUUCAUACGGAAGUGUUUACAAGGCGUUACACAAAGAAAGCGGACAAGUGCUUGCUAUAAAGCAGGUACCUGUGGAUACAGACCUGCAGGAGAUCAUAAAGGAGAUAUCAAUAAUGCAGCAGUGCGACAGUCCUUACGUCGUCAAGUAUUACGGGAGCUACUUCAAAAAUACCGAUCUGUGGAUCGUGAUGGAGUACUGCGGGGCGGGCUCGGUGUCGGACAUAAUGCGGCUGCGCAAGAAGACUCUGUCGGAAGACGAGAUAGCGACCAUCCUCUGCGACACGCUCAAGGGCCUGGAGUAUCUGCACCGGCGGAGGAAGAUCCACCGGGACAUCAAGGCCGGGAACAUCCUCUUGAACACCGAGGGACACGCCAAACUGGCGGACUUCGGGGUCGCCGGGCAGCUGACCGACACGAUGGCGAAGCGCAACACGGUUAUCGGCACCCCGUUUUGGAUGGCGCCCGAGGUCAUUCAGGAGAUCGGGUACGACUGCGUGGCCGACAUCUGGUCCCUGGGCAUCACCGCUCUGGAGAUGGCGGAGGGCAAGCCGCCCUACGGAGACAUACAUCCCAUGAGGGCCAUCUUCAUGAUACCCACCAAGCCGCCGCCUUCCUUCAGGGAGCCGGACCAGUGGUCGUCAGAGUUCAUAGACUUCGUUAGUCAGUGCCUCAUCAAGAACCCUGAAGACAGAGCCACAGCAGAGUUUCUAUUGGCUCAUGAGUUUAUAGGUAACGCGAAGCAGCCCAGCAUACUGAGCACCAUGAUAGCGGAGGCCCGGGAGCUGCGGGAGACGCAGCUGUACAGGAGCUCCCACCAGGCCUCCAACAACGCCAGGGCCUUUGCCGGGGGCCCCGACUACUCCGAGGCCACCAUGAAGCAGCGCUCCGACGGGACGCUGGUGCCCGAUCAGCUGGCCGACCUCAGCGCCGACCUGGGGACCAUGGUCAUCAACGAACCAGAACCGGACCUCGCCACCAUGAAACGGCACGACACCGACCCCAUGGACACCAACAAGCCGAAGUACCGGCCGCUGUUCUUGGAGCACUUUGACAAGAAGGAGAUGAACCACUUGAACAUCGGGGCCCCCACCAACGGGACCCUCACCGGCCCGCUGCGGCAUCUUCCUCAGCACAGCAUAGGUGGCGAGAGUGAGGCCAGCGAAGUGGGCGCGGCGGACAUCCAGCGCGCGCUGAUGGAGGAGGGGAACUUCGAAUUCCUGUGGCAGCUGUCGGAGGCGGAGCUGGAGCAGCGCGUGGCGCGGCUGGACGCGCAGAUGGAGCAGGAGAUCGAGCUGCUGCGCGCGCGCUACGCUCGCAAGCGACAGCCCAUCCUCGACGCCGUCACGCUCAAGCGGAAGCGACAGCAGAACUUCUAGCUCGCACCACCACUCGCAGCACCACCACUCACCAAUGCCAUCCAUGGCUCCAAGCCGGUUUCCGCAACGGCGACCAACAUUGUCUGUUCAAUAACUUAGAAGCUAAUGUCCGUGGUAGCCUAUCUUGUUCUUAGACGUGCGCAAAACAGAAGCUACACGUAAGAACACCACCCAUAAAGUUGUAAAAAAUGGUGGAAGGCGGUAUUUAUUUUUCAGUCUAUUUCUCACCAAUGUACUACUGCACUCAACAAACAACUCAACUUCUAUAACUUAUGUUUCGACUUAAUCGCUCUCUAUGUUUUGUGAAACAUUCGUUCAGUGGACACUAUAAUGAAAUUUAAUGACAUAAAACGAUUGACGUUGUAUUCCACGUUAACUUGUCGCCCGAAUACCCACUAGUGACGUCACUAGUGCACCCUUAUUCUCUCUAUUAUAUAAUUUAUUUAUAAUCAAACUGUAUAUGAAAAUUAUCCGCCUCCGCAUGGUGACCCGUGAGGGAGUCGCCGCACCGCUCAAGUUAACGGGGCCAUUAAACUAAUGGAGUGCAUUUAACUAAAGUUAACUGAGUGUGGUGGUGUCGCGCGACGCUCGCCAGGUGUUGACUAAAUUAAUUAUUGUGCUAAUAAUAAGGUGCUUUUAACAGCGGAAGUGCCAAAUAUUAUAAUAUCAAUUAUUGUUUCUACUGCACGCGGCGCCGCGGGGGGCGGGGGGCGGGGUUAGCGCGACGCGACGAGCAGUAAAUGUGAAAUUAAAGUGAGCAAUAUUUCGUUUUAUGAGAAGAUUCAUAAUAAUUAUAUUAUUCGGGAACGUCGGCGCGAUGGAACUACGGUUCUGUCGUUGUCCAUAUACACACACACAACUUGUAUUACUUUGAUUUCAUAGAAAAAAUAGAUUUAUUUGUUUUAUUAUAUUAAGUUUGUUAGAAUUUUAAUGCAUUUAAAAAGAAUUACAGUAAUUAACAUUUUUGUGUUUCGUUUCGGAAUGUUUGUUUGAUAAGCCAUCGUAGCCAGUGUCACUGUGUUGUUUACUAACCUAUGACGUCACGCACUGGUUAAGAUGGCUGUUCUAUUAACGCGAUACCUGUGAUCGAAGAAUUAUAUACAAUAUAGUAUUAGAAGACUAACAGAAAUGUCUGUGCAUUGCUCAGUCACACCCCCCGCGGUCCUCGGGGUCCGACGGGGGUGUCCACGGGCGGUAGUGAGGCAGAGUAUAUUAUUGCAUGAGGUCGAUGUAGAUACAUUGUAUUAUAGUUUAGAGUUAUUAGCUAAUAAGGAUUAUACAUAUGUACGUAAUGAAGCGGUGCGGGCGCCGGCCCUCCAAAGAUAUUCGUCUCAGCGCGCCGGCGCACACUCCUAAAAACUAGAUAUUGCGGCGCGACCUUAGUGUUCCUACAAUGUGCUCACGACUGCUCACCGUGAGUGGCCUGUCAGCAGUGAUUGUUUAUUAUUAACGUGCAUUUAAAUUAACUGAAACCGAUAACAAUUGUAUGUAAGGCAUCUGUUAAUUGAAUGUUAACGAAGCUUUGACCUCAUAUGUGAGGCGUGCGAUGUCUCACGUUCGUGGAAGCACCGCUCUGUGAAGACUGCGUUAGUGACUAGUGCACCCGGGGCGCGUGUGGCCGUGCGUCGAGGGCGGGGGGACGCGAGGGGCAGGGGGUGGCGCCGGGGAGGGGGGUCUGGCUGUACCCCGCACUAUGAGCAGGGCCAAUAUUAAAAAAUCAAUCGCAGGAGCCAAGAAGAAAUCGUCAAAAUGAUUUUAAACGAUUUCUUCUCGGCUUGAAAUUAAUGAGAAAAUGGAACUUGAUAGUACCAAUUUUUUUACGUCGAGAUAAAUGAAAUAAUGUUUCUCGAAGUAAAAAGAAUACUAUUUCGAUUGAUAGUAGUUUGGAUAUUUCCCUUCAAACCGAAUCGCAUUAUUGCUUCGUGAUAGAAAUAGUCAGGACGGUAGUAUAUACUCACCCGCGCGUCCACGGUCGCAAUACGGCAAGUAAAACUGGUUCCUUAACUCGUACGAUCUCAGUGUAGUAUCUCUUCGUCUAAACGUUAGUGUAGUUAAUUGUAAUGUACAGAUGUACAGUGCGGCAGUACACGCCGCGCGCUCGGCGGGACACGUAGCUAGUCGGUUUGGACGUGUGGUGAUAGUUUAAGGCUACGUCAAACAGAACGCGUACUUAGCGCUGCGUUUUAACGGCGCGCUCUUUUCAUGUCACACAAGUUGACUAGAUGAGCCCAACGCUCUUUGACGCAACGUAACACUCCCCAUAGUGCCUUUAUCGAAACUGCUAUAACUGCUAUCGAGCAGUAUGAAAAUUUUAAAGUAUUAAAAUGUCGAGUGAUUUGAUUCAGAUGCGGCAUUGUAUAAGCACGGAUAUUUUUUAACUAAUUCUAUCAAUUUUUCGGGCAUUAUCCAGUAGUUUAAUACAUAUACAGUCGGACGCUAAAAUAAUAUUUGUAAAAAAUUACAACGACUGACGUCAAAGCGUCCUAACGUCGCGACAGAGCGUUGCGUACUUAUAGCGCUGGCGUUCUGUCUGGCAGUAUGUUACCAUAGUAGUACAACACACCUCGGCGUCAUACCGCGCCGUCAGUUUAGCGUUCUGACGCGCGCUAAAACGCACAUUAAAUAAAGGUGACUGAAAUAAAUUAUACUUUUUAUUCGGAAGUAGAAAACAAACUAAACCGUCCUUACGCACGGAAAGCUAAGGGACGACUGAAACCAUUAAGUAGAAUAACUAAAUGCGAUUACACCUCCCUAAAUGCGUUUCUAAUUGGCUUCUAAAUGAUUCAGUCAGUCAGAAACCAUCCUUGCUACUGAAUUUAGUAGGCUAACUUACUGAAUGCUAUUACACUUCACUGAAUUCAGUCGACUAAAUUUAGCCAAGUGUAAUAAACCGUUAAGUACGCGUUCUGUUUGACGAAGCCUUUACUAAUUUUGUAAAGCAAUAAGUACAACGUUUGGUACAAAAAUAUCUAUGAAUUAUCGAAGUAGAGAUGAUGUGCUGUUAUUAUUAUUUUGUAUCUUCAUCAUCACAUGAGCACUUUAAGAUAUUGUUUGGGCUUGGGUCCCAGGACGGCGUGCUAUAGAGUCGCGUUCUGCAUCGACACCCGCACCGCGCUGCUGUCCAGGCACCACACCCUGUAGUGUCCGCGCGGCGCACAUCGUUAGGCCUAGAUAAAAAAAGGGUUAUAUUUAAUUUUAUUUGUACAUUUUUAAGAAUUCUUUGUAAUUCGUUUCUCUUAGUAUACGUAUACUUGAAAAACUAUAUUUCGCCUUUAAGUGCCAUUAAAAUAAUAUUUUCAUACAAAAAAUGGAUCUAAUAUGAAAUCUAAAAAUAUUCUUGACGAAUCUAAAAAUAAGUAAUAAUAAUAAUCAAAACAAAUGUAUUUUAGUGCCAUUCAAAUGGAAACAUUAUUUUAGAAGUUCGAAAUAUUUUUUUACGAUUGAAAUAAAUAUUAUAAAAUGUAGUUUUGUAUUCUGCUGCGGCUCUAAUUGUACUGGACCGAUGCGAACCAAACGUUGGGAGAACGCCGCGGGUCCGCCACGGAGCCCGCCGACCUAUACACACGCACACCCACCCACAAACACACUCACAGACGCACACAAACACUCUCUCACUCACACGUACUCACAGACGCACACAAAAACUCACACACAAACACACACACCCACACACACACGCACACACACACACACACACACAAAAUGGCUUCGGUGAGAAGAUCUUUGAAACUGUUAUGUAUUGACGUAUGUUAUAUAGUGACGAUAUUAAUUUUAUUGAUUGUUGCCAUCGACCACAACAUCGGCGCCGACCAAGGCGAUGCCCAAGCGAACAGUAUGUGGUAGAUGGACUGUUCCUGGGGAAUCAAUAAAGUCAUUUUAGAUUCAAAAACAGUAUUAAUGAACCGACCCGAAGUUCCAAAACGUGUUUCCGAUUAUAAACUUCGGAAAGGUGCAAGUCUAUUUACUGAGAAAUAAAACGAAUUAGUUGUGCGUGUCGCUCCGGGUGUGCCCCGGGCCGGCCCAAACUGAUUUCGUUUCGUCUGUGUAAUAUGUACAGGGUAAAUAAAAUAUUAAUGUAUCGAACAUUGACUACCGUCAUUUUGUAUUUUAAUUUUAUUUUGUCAUUUCGGUCUAAUCUUCAUAAAUAAAAGAAAAGUAACAUAUUUUAUAUUAGAAUACCGGAUUUCGUUAAUUUAAUAUACCAAGGACCUGACGUCACGGCACGCAGACUGCCGUGACGUCAUUAGUCGCGUCUGCUGGCGCCGCGUAGUUUUCGACACGUGAUAUAUAAUUUUUCGUUUUCUAGAAUACAUCUACGCAAGAAUGUUUUCUUUUAUUUAUUUAUAAGAUUUACUGUUAACAAAAGUACUCGCGUAUUAUUGUAACACUAGACUUGUUUAUUGCGAUUAUUAUUAAUUUAGAUUGCGUAUAAGAUUAUAUUUAAGAUAAUAACAAUAAUAAGCUUGUUCGCGUGAUAUAAAGAGUGGCCGUCGUUUUGUGAUUGUUGUUGAAUAGUUUCGGCCUGUGUGUUGCAAGUUUGUUGUUCGCGUACAUUGCGUGCUCAGUGCGAGACGCGCAGUGUGCGCCGUCCCGCGCUCAGUGUUGAGGUCGACGGCGUGUGCGUUCUAUUUUUGGACAAAUGACUCGCAGAAUAAAAGAUUCAUUAUAAAAUAAA